UCUGACGAACAUGCCAGUCCGCUGAGUUGAGUAACGUCAGCUUGUAACCUAAGUGGGGGCAACAAGGUGAUUGAACAAGGCUAUGGCUUGCUAAGCUACUCUGUAGGUUGCAACCUGCUGGCUUGCCCACUCCAAGCUGAGAGCUGAGCCAUGGGACCUUUGCGAAGGCAUAGGUUUCCUGGUUCCUAGACAGGAGGGCACAGCGUGAGGCUGGUUUCACAGAACAGCGACAACCUCCGGCUCUUGGCAGUGGAGGGAUAACAGGCUGCUGUACCUCCAGUCCCAAUCAAGCUUGGUGAGCCUUGCUCUUGAACAAUCAUUCUUUUUAUGAAUUAUUUAAAUCUCUGUUUACAUUUUUACUCUGGCAAAACAUUAUAUUAUGACAUAACCCCACAAGAUGGAACUAACACCAUACAAAAUGGUGCAUAUUUUGGAACACUGCAUAAGCAUCGCCACCAACAUAUUAGUAUCAGAACAUGAAGAUUCUUCCUCCUGUCCUUAAUCUGACCUGUUCUAGGCAGACAAUCAUAACAUUCAAAAGUCAAUUAUGUUACUAAAUAACUCCUCUCAUGCUCCAGACAAAAACUCCCAUUACAAAUGCAUGCAUCACACACCAUCUACUAUAUUAUAUUCUCAAUAUGUGCCAUUUUGCAAUCUGCCAUGUGAUUCCCACCUUAUAAAUAAAAAAAAACUUGUGGGAUGAGUGAUGAUGCUGAUAUCCCAAUCAAUAUGAUAGAAUUGCAUACUCUUUAGGUGACAUUUGAGGGAAAAAAAUGAUUCCUUGUCUCCCAUAAUGUAUAACUUCACUUCCUAUAUAUAAAUCAAAAGCCAACCACGAGAAAUCGGGCUUCCAAUAACUCUGCAAAUUACUUUCUAAAGGAUCUGUAUCUCAAGAGGAAAAAAUGGUAGCUAUUGAAAAGAAAACACAAACUUCUCUGCAUCAUCGAAGUAACAGUUUUCCCUCAGCAGCUCACCCUUUUUUAUCGCAAUUUGAGGAGCAUUUACAAAAAUUGAGGGGUUCUGAGUCCACUUCAUCAUCAUCAUCGUCUUCAGUGAGCCACAAAUUCAGUGAAAUCCAGGAUUUGCAUGACUGCAUUGACAAGUUGCUUCAAUUGCCAUUGGAACAGCAAGCUUUAGUGCGACAAUGCGAUGACAAGUGGGUUGAUGACUUACUGGAGGGGUCUCUUAGGCUCUUGGAUAUCUGUACUACUGCUAAAGAUUUCCUUCUGAAAUCAAAGGAAAGCUUGAGUGACUUAAAGUCAUUCAUCCGCCGAAAGAAAGGCAGUGAAAAUGGAUUCGCAGUUGAAUGUGUGACAUACUUGGUUAUGAGGAAGAAGACGAAGAAGCAAAUUCAAAAGACCCUGAAAAGUUUGAAGCACAAAAACAACAACACUUCAAGUACGCUUAGCUUCUUAGAUGAAGCGGAAACAAUCACGCUGAGCUCACUGGAACAUUUGUUAAUGUUUAUCUCUGGCCAAAAAGGACACUCGAAACCCAGCAGAUGGUCAGCAAUAUCCAAUUUGAUGAAGCCUAAAAGAGAAGUUUGUGACUCUCAAGAAUCAAAUACAAAUGAAUUUCAAAAGGUGGAUGCAGCCUUGCAGUCUCUCGUCAGUCACAAGCUUUCAUCUAUUGAGAAUUUUCAUAGUGAUAUGGAAAAUUUGGAGCUGUGCAUUCAUGAUCUCGAAAUAGGUGUUGAUCACCUCUCAAGAAAAUUAAUCAGAAACAGAGUUUCCCUUCUCAACAUCUUCAACCACUAAUCAUAGUAUCUACUUGAUUUUUGUGCACUCAAUUUUCCCCCAUGAGUGUCACAAUUGUACAUGAAUGUGAUCACAUUUGUUUAUAAUUUAUUAAAUACAUAUCGAUUGAGGAUCAUACUAUUGUUACUUCAACAUCUACAUCUUUUGAAUGAAAGUAAAGAAUCAUAGAACAGUAAACACUUUUUUUACUUCUAUAGUCACAGAAGUAGAAAAGCAACUGCUCAGUAACAUUUUUCUUCUAUUCAAUUCACUUAUAGAUGUUAUAGUCUAUUGCUUAUUAUACAUUUAUGCACAUGUAACAGCAACCGAUGGCCAGCGUGACCUAAGCCUGUCCUUUAGCCAUCGAACAAGUCUACACAUNCACACGAGGGGUGACAGUGAAAUACAUUUUUUAAAAAUCUAAUUUUCAAAGCAGUUGUUGCAAACCGUGUGUUGCAUGAUAGCAUAUUAAUUAGGUGUCAGGAGAUUCCUUGUGGGAGACAUUGCACUAACAUUAAUAAGGUUAUGUUUGGAUUCAAAUCUUGAUUAGUUAGCACUCAUUAAUGUGAGACUCCUUGCAACUUCAGUAAAUGUCUAUUAUAUAUGUUGAGCACAUGGCAGUGGAAGGAAGUUGAAUCUCAACUCAAUUUGUUCUCCUACUUUACAGACCUCAUGUUCCUAACCAUUAGACAAAUUUGUAUUAAAUCAAUGAGAUGUAACAGAAACACAGGCUCCACUUCACCUCUAUCCCUUCUUUUCUCUCACACAAUGUUAGCUUUAUUUUAAUAAACGGAACUAGAGUUAUGCAGUU
Messenger RNA from Vigna radiata var. radiata (mung bean), 2547 nucleotides. RefSeq lists its product as uncharacterized. Bases 903 to 1757 code for a protein of 284 amino acids. The transcript has a single exon. The record is from RefSeq and is a predicted model, not a curated record. Gene Ontology annotation, biological process: root development; shoot system development. Lineage: Eukaryota; Viridiplantae; Streptophyta; Magnoliopsida; Fabales; Fabaceae.